CUGUCACAACAACACUUCGCCAUUUCAGGUUUCGGGGGGGGGGGGCGAAAGUCCCGCUACGGAAUUAGGUCAACCGAGCGGAGGUGCCAGGCUGUGGCCGAUUUUUCAUUGAAAACAUCUCUUACCUGUCCUCUAUCGUCAAACGACUUGGUUCUUGUGUUCCGAUGCGUGUUAUUUGGUUGGUGCGAAUGAGCUUUUCCUGCGUGGGCCCGGGCUGAAGUGUCAAGUCGGUUGUCGUAUUUUCCUGCUAACAGCUAGUAAGCUAGCUGAGUGUAAACAAGAAGAUCAAGGCCGGGGAUUGAAAAAAUAAAGUUUCAAUGAAAAAAUAGUCUACACCGGAUGAAGCGGAUUAAAGGAGGAGAGGAGGGCAGCAACAGCUCCUCCAGUGAGAGCCCACCAGAGGCUUGCAAGAAGGUGCGGAAGCAGAUGAGGGAGGAGUCAGAGGCAGAGGUGACCAGUGAGUCACCAGACAGUGAUUGGUCACGACUGCCUCAGGAACUCCUGCUACACAUCUUCCAGUACCUUCCACUACUGGAUCGGGCUUAUGCCUCUCAGGUGUGCCGCGAGUGGAACCGUGCUUUCCACAUGCCCGAGCUGUGGAGAUGCUUUGAGUUUGAGCUUAACCAGCCAGCCAGCUCUUACCUGAAAGCCACACAUCCAGACCUCAUCAAGCAGAUCAUAAAGAGGCACUCCAACCACCUGCAGUAUGUCAGCUUCAAGGUGGACAGUAGUACGGAGUCUGCAGAGGCAGCAUGUGACAUUCUUUCACAGUUGGUUAAUUGCUCACUGAAGACCUUGGGGCUCAUCUCUACAGCCAGGCCCAGUUUCAUGGAGGUUCCAAAGUCUCAUUUCAUCUCAGCUCUGACUGUGGUGUUUGUCAACUCCAAAUCGUUGUCCUCGCUGAAGAUUGACGACACGCCAGUUGAUGACCCAUCUCUGAAGGUGCUGGUGGCCAACAACAGUGACACCCUGAAACUGCUGAAGAUGAGCAGCUGCCCUCACGUCUCCCCAGCAGGGAUCCUGUGUGUGGCAGACCAGUGUCAUGGGCUGAGAGAGCUAGCACUAAACUACCACCUCUUGAGUGAUGAACUCCUGCUGGCCCUCUCCUCGGAGAAACACGUCCACCUGGAACACUUGCGGAUUGACGUGGUGAGUGAGAACCCAGGCCAGCACUUCCACACCAUCAAGAAGAGCAGCUGGGACGCCAUGGUGCGGCACUCACCCAAGUUCAACCUGGUCAUGUACUUCUUCCUCUAUGAGGACGAGUUUGGCCCUUUCUUUAAUGAGGAGAUCCCCGUCACUCACCUUUACUUUGGUCGCUCAGUCAGUAAGGAGGUCUUGGGCCGUGUUGGCCUCCACUGCCCUCGUCUGGUGGAGCUGGUGGUGUGCGCCAAUGGCCUGCGUCCUUUGGAUGAGGAGCUGAUCCGCAUCGCGAAGCACUGCACCCAGCUGUCAGCCAUCGGCCUGGGCGAGUGCGAGGUUUCCUGUAGCGCGUUUGUGGAGUUUGUCAAGAUGUGUGGCCGGAGGCUUUCCCAGCUGUCUAUCAUGGAGGAGGUGCUGAUUCCAGAUCACAAAUACUCGCUGGAUGAGAUCCACUGGGAGGUUUCUAAGCACCUGGGCCGGGUCUGGUUCCCAGACAUGAUGCCGACCUGGUAAAGUGAAGCCAAAGAGUCGCAGUCCGUCAAGUUUGUGGUGUGGAACAUUCAUGGCCUCCAUGUUUGCGUUGAAAAGCCUUUAAAUCAGCUGUAGUGGAAUGUUUUGUGCCAACAUGGAGAGCAUAAACUUGCUGAACUCCUGUGUGGUGUGGAGUUUAGGGCAGGGAUGUAAUGUGGCACCUGACUGCUACACAGUGUUAUCAUGUCAUGCAAACACCACAAAAAUCUCUGCCUGUUAGCUUCAAAAUGGACCAUAGAAUCCUGCUUUGCCUAAUCCAGAGACAGAACUCGCCAGGCUGGCUUCUUCAUUUAGUAAACAAUCAGCACACAGACCAUUGCAGGUGCAAAUAUUUGACAAAAAAAAAAGCAAUGAUUUUUUUUAACCACACUGAGUUAUUUGGACAUUGUAGUCUGGUUAUGAUAAUCUAUAUUAUGAGAGAUGUCUGCGUGUGUGUGUGUGUUGGAGGGGGGGGGGGUUACGUAUGCAUAUGUGAGUGUGUUUAAAUGUUUUUUAACAUUGUGGAGUAAUUUCGGACGAUUAGGUGCACAAUUGUGUCUUGUUACACUACCACUUGGCCUACUUAUAUCCAGUCUGAGAUAGCAGCUCUCUACUAACAAAAUAUGUCAUUGGAGGUUUAAAAAUGGCUGCGAUGUUGGUUGUAUCGUAUGUGACAGAAGGUGUUUUGUCAGGUGUAGUCAAUGGGAGGAUUUACCUAAUUUUGCAGAAUAGUGGCUGGGUCCUACACCCUAAGUUUAAACUAAUUUAAACAGCAGUAGUGUUGACAACAUCUUGCUUUUCCUCCUCGCGUGAGCUCAAUCAUGCAUCAAAAAAGAAAACGUGACUGUUGAAAAUGUUAGAAGUUGGCCAGGAGAGAAUGUAUAUAGGUCUCUAUCUUUGUGUUGAUUUAUGUCAUGGAUUUUUUUAUUUAUUUUAUUUUUUCUUUCCUGCAUUGUGCAUCAAUUGACUUGACAAAUUAAUUUGCUUGGUUUUGUUUAAAGAAGGUUUCAGUACAGUCAUAGAUUUCCGAAGCACCUUACAUGAAUACCAAAUGAUAGUUAGGACAAACCCAAGUCCUUUUGCCCUAAUGAAUGCAAGGAAACAAUCUUUAUAAUGCUCCAACUUUUCUCUUAGACCCAGAUUCUAAUGAUUUAUUUACACUGUACUAGGACUCUGUUGAAUCAGAUACCAAGGACAGUAUAUUGAAGUAAUAAAGCUAUAAUUACUGAUAAAAAGAGAAAUAAUUCUAUGUAAAUAUAGAUAGUGCACAGAAAUGUCUGAAUUUGGAGGUAGAUAUUGGUGAGUGCCCAACCUUCAUAGUGAGAUUGCUUCAUAAUAAGUCAAUAGUAGUCUGCGACUAUUAGCACACUGGGAAUGCAAAACUAACCCUUUGUGUCUCAGGUGCAUUAAAUGAAUAUAUUUCCUAUAUAGGUUUCAUUUUUAUCUUCUGCUAUUUGCCUGUUUAAGCUCUAAAUCUUGGCUCGCUGUUGUGAAUAUCUGCCCUCCUCUUAGCCCACAUUUGGUCUGUAUCAUGUUACCACAUCGUACAUACAGGAGAGGAAGCAGUAUUCAUCUUGUCAUUACACAGUCUUUGCAGAUAUCACUAGUGCUUCUGUCCAAAACAUCCAUUCAUUUCAGUCGAAAGAGAUUUGGCAAGUUAGAUGAGUGAAACAAACUUUUUUUCCUUUAAGAAGGAAGUCAAAUGCAUCUGUAUAUAAAACGCUGUGUGUUUGAUUAUUAUGAAUAGAAAUGUACUUAUUUCUUUAUUUUGCCCUCUGUCAGGGUUUGACGUUUCCUUAACCAGUGGCUUGUGUCUUUUGUAAAACCAGAGUGUGAGUUAUCCUUUACUAGAUGGAUCUUUUUCAUACCGUAGUCACUAGAGGAGAUGAGCUGUGUAAUUUAUUGAUAUGGAUACUGCUUUUGUAAUUAAUUUGUGUUUUUCAGUUAUACAAAAGAAGCAUUCAUAACCAGCAAGAAGACCAGCAGCAAUAUUAGUUUUUUUGGGGGGGGUUUGACACUUCCACCCUCUGUCACUGUGAUGUUGUUGCAUGAAGGUGGUCAAAAAGUUUUGAGUCCACUACUACAAACCUUUAAUCAUUUAUCAACAGGAGAGAUUUUAAUAAGUAAUUUUAAUCCAAAACAAAACCAUGCAAAUCUUAAAAUUACACUCCAGUUAGUGAAUCAAACCCUCUGCAUAGGAAUGCCAUUGUUUGUGUCUUAAACUGUGUGAAAAAGGAUUCGUUUUCCUGCAGGACGAUGGCACUCAAAACACAAUGAAGUUGUACUGCACCUGCUUGAAUUUCAGGAGAAAGUAGUGCCGACUUAUGGCUUUCUCUCCACCAGAGUAACCAGAUCUGAAUCCUACUUAUCGUUUUUAUGAAAUUUAAAAAAAGGAAAAUGUGAAAGUUAAUUUAACAUCAGAAGACACUUAAUAAGAUAAAUUGUAAAAAUCUGCAUAAACAGGUAGAAGGAUAACACAAUAAUGAGAAAUUGCUAGCAAAAUCACAAUCAAACCUUUUGACAUAAGUCCAUAUCUGUUAAACUAUAAAAACUACAUAAUUGUUUAAGAAAUCUAGUUUGACUGUAUUUUAAUUAUAAGUUAAACAAGUUAUCGGUAGUGGACGUUGCAUGUCAUUAGGAUCUGUAGAUAACCCAGGUCUUGUUUUUUAUUUUUUUCUGCCAGACUUCAUUCUCCUUAUCCAUGUCAUAUUAAACAAAUAAUGUAGCAGUAAUGUACACUAAAACUGACACAUAUUGCAGGAAGUACAAACGCUUUGUAUUAUUGGAUUGAACUAAGUCUGUUGCUAGUAUUGGUCUCUUAUCACUGAAGUAGAUACCUGUACUGAUUGUCUGUGCUCAUGUACGUUAGCAUCUCAGUGGUACAGUAACAUAUCUCCUGAUUAUUUUUCAUAAUUUGUGCAGUGCAUUAAACGGUUGCCGUGACAGCAGCUCUAAAGUGAAGCUGGUUUUAAUAAUUUUCCUGUUGUCUUUGUUGGCUUUAAUUGGAAAAUUCAGCUGGAUGAGUAAACAUGUUUCACUUAAAUACAGCUUAAGAGGGAAUAUGAUUGAUGUUCCAUCAUUAAUAUGUCUCUUGUCAGUAAUUGUUAUUUUAACAUAAUUUGUUCAGUCCUCCAGUAAGGUUUAUUAGGAGUAAGCUGGUGUUGACAAUGCUGUCCUUUAGUUUUUAGUCCUUCUGUAUGGCAAAUGCUUUGUCUACUUCGCUUUACUGGUCACCUAUUUUGAAAUUAAAAUUAUGGUUUUGGACAUGUGAUCUUAUACCAGUAAUUAAAAUUUGUGAAUGUA
Molecule: messenger RNA, 4956 nt
Organism: Siniperca chuatsi (mandarin fish)
Lineage: Eukaryota; Metazoa; Chordata; Actinopteri; Centrarchiformes; Sinipercidae
Gene: fbxl3a
Product: F-box and leucine-rich repeat protein 3a
Exons: 6
Coding region: 340-1656 (438 amino acids)
Biological process (GO): regulation of cell cycle; entrainment of circadian clock by photoperiod; SCF-dependent proteasomal ubiquitin-dependent protein catabolic process
Cellular component (GO): nucleus; SCF ubiquitin ligase complex; cytosol
Molecular function (GO): protein binding
Source: RefSeq, a predicted model, not a curated record